ACCUCUCUCGCUCUUUCGUCUUCCACCCUGGAAUCAGCGCCCUCCCAUCCUCCAUGGCCUCCCUCGGAGUUCCUUCUAUCUCCCUCAGCAUCCCAAGCUCAGGCAAAACCCUCUCUCCUCUCCCGCAAGCCCGAUCUCUAAAACCUUUCCACUUCUCUAUUCCAAACCCUAACAAACCCCCCAAAGUAGCCGCUAUCCCCCGCCGUCACAGCAUCACCGCCUCCCUCUUCUCUAACAAGAAGGACACGUCUUCCUAUUCGCGACCAACUAAGGUUCAGGAGAUGUACGUGUACGAAAUCAACGAGAGGGACCGCAGCAGCCCGGCCUACCUCCGCCUGAGCCAGAAGGAACACAAUUCCCUCGGCGAUCUCGUACCCUUCAGCAACAAGGUUUACCACGGCACUUUGGAGAAGAGGCUGGGGAUAACGGCAGGGAUCUGCAUCCUGAUCCAGCACGUCCCGGAACGUAACGGGGACCGAUACGAGGCGAUAUAUAGCUUCUAUUUCGGAGACUACGGCCACAUAUCGGUCCAGGGGGCGUAUCUGACCUACGAGGACACGUACUUGAGCAUCACGGGCGGGUCGGGGGUUUUCACUGGGGUUUACGGGAAGGUUAAGCUCCAUCAGAUCGUAUUCCCGUUUAAGGUAUUCUAUACUUUUUAUCUCGAGGGGAUACCGGAUAUUCCCGAGGAGCUUUUGGGGAAGCCGGUGCCGCCGUCCCCGGCCGUCGAGCCCACCCCCGCCGCCAAGGCCGCGGAGCCCCACGCGGCCGUCAAGAAUUACACCAAUUAGUUUGCUGGCUGGAUGGCAAAUCAAACAUCUUAGUAGUCUUGUUACAAACCUGGGGUAGGAUUGGUGGUUGUGUUUAUCUGAUGUAUUCUUAUCUAUCAGGCUGGCGAAUUAGUGUAACUUGGAUUGUUUUAGAGCCUUUCUUAGGAAACUUUUUUUGAUUCCACCUUUCUGUUGGUGUAUGUCUAUUCUAGUUCUAGUUUUAGUCUGUUAUAUUUCAUGAAUACCGCUACGGAUCAUCUGUUUUGAGUGAUUACUGAUUAAUGCGGUACAGGGGGGAGAGAUGAUGCCACUUAGAGCUCUGGAUAUCGUUCAAUUAAUCAUCAAGUUCCACAUGAA
This is a messenger RNA of Phoenix dactylifera (date palm), 1127 nucleotides long. RefSeq names its product allene oxide cyclase, chloroplastic-like. Lineage: Eukaryota; Viridiplantae; Streptophyta; Magnoliopsida; Arecales; Arecaceae. Gene Ontology annotation, biological process: jasmonic acid biosynthetic process. Gene Ontology annotation, molecular function: allene-oxide cyclase activity. The record is from RefSeq and is a predicted model, not a curated record.